Danio rerio (zebrafish) is the source of this 4482-nucleotide messenger RNA. The record is from RefSeq and is a predicted model, not a curated record. NCBI's taxonomy places the organism in Eukaryota, Metazoa, Chordata, Actinopteri, Cypriniformes, Danionidae.
AAGGCUAAUAUUGUCUUUGUCUCAGGUGAGGUCAUGCGGCACAACAUGGAGACAGGUAAAGGUGAGACUCUGAGGCCUGGGUGGACCAGAUGACGGACUCCUGCCAAGCAGAGCUCCACUGGCACUGAGGAGGGACACCAGCCUGAUGAUCCAGUCCAACCAGCAGACUUUCAACUCAGCAAAAAGACCCCAGCCGCUUUUACACAACCUCUGCCAUUGUGAGGCUCUCUUCCGAACAAUGCACAUUAGGAUACACUUUGCUUUUCCUCUGCUUUUAUGAUAACAUUGGUUUAUCAGCUGCUGUAUGGAACGAUUAUAAGUAUGAUGAGUCAUUUGGAUCAAUGGAUCUAAUUUAAAGUGAACAAUGCUGGAGCCAUAGCAGUUUCUUCCCACACUAUUGCAGUGGAGUUUCCUUUUGUGGAGCUAAUCCUCUGGACUGUAAUCCUGCUAGUGACCCACCGGACUGCUAGUUUUCCCUUUGGCAGCUCAGACCCUGGAUGAGGGUUAGAGGGGAGGUCGGCACUUUGCCAUGGCUCAUUCGUCUGACACGGCACGCAAAGACAUGACGAAUGGGGCUCAUCCCAGUGCCCAGCCAGGUCCCUCGGGCACCUCGACUCUACCGCGCUACCUUCACAAGAAGCAGCAGCGCCAGAGAGGAGUGAGGUCUUCCUCCCCUAUGGGCCGGGUCAUCCUCAUCAACGCGCCUGUCGAUGGUGGAGAUGACAGUGAAGACAUCCACACGAUCACUGUAGAUAAAAGUGAGGAUGGCCAUCUGGGUUUCAGUGUGCGCGGAGGAUCUGAGCAUGGCCUGGGAAUCUUUGUCAGCAAGGUGGAGGACGACAGCACUGCAGAGAUGGCAGGCCUGUGUGUUGGGGAUAAGCUGGUUGAGGUGAACGGCAUAAGUCUGGAGAGCAUCACUAUGAGCAGUGCUGUGAAAGUCCUGACCGGAAACAACCGUCUGCGUAUGGUGGUGAGACGCGUGGGGAAGGUGCCAGGCAUUCGCUAUUCAAAAGAGAAGACUACAUGGGUGGAUCUGAUCCACAGAAGGAUGGUAGUGGAGGAAAGUGGUCGCACACCUUCAGAGGCCAGUUCAGACGGAGCUCUGCGCAGAAUAGUUCACCUUUACACAACCUCAGAUGACUAUUGCCUGGGCUUCAACAUCCGUGGCGGCAAAGAGUUUGGCCUUGGUAUCUACGUUUCAAAGCUGGACCCUGGCGGCCUGGCAGAACAAAAUGGAAUAAAGAUGGGGGAUCAGAUUUUGGCAGCUAAUGGAGUGAGUUUUGAGGACAUCACACACAGCAAUGCAGUGGAGGUGCUAAAGAGUCACACACAUGUGAUGCUGACCAUCAAGGAAGCCGGACGAUACCCUGCUUACAAGGAGAUGGUGGCGGAGUAUAGCUGGCUUAAUAAAUUGGCGAACGGAGGUCAGCCGUCGUCCUCUCAGGGCUCAGAUUCAUACUCCUCCACUUCUUCUCUGUCAUCCGGGACGCCGGUCAGCUCUCUCAGCGGCCUCUCGCAGGUCAUGUUUCCUCCUGCUUUCGGCUCAGAGAUGGUGGACGUCUGCAUCUCCACUGAGGAUCGCUCGCGGCGGCCCAGCUCAGAGCGAAUAGAAACUGCUAUUCAGACUGACCCACAGGAUCCCGAUACCAUAUCCCGAACCAGCAGAGUCAUGUCCACAGAAACUAGUCGAAUGGUAGGAGAAACCGUCCUGUUGAAAGACACUGUAAUCCGCAGAGGGACAGCCCAUUCCCGGACAAGGACCUUUUCUGCUGGGGAUAAAGAGACUCUGGACUCUCCUAAAACUGCUGUCCUGAUGGCUCUCAGCAAGCCUCGGAAAGUCAUCCGACGAUCCCAGAGCCACAUCACUGUGUCAGAGGACAAGCAGAAGAAAAGAAAACAUCAGAAAGGCAAGGUAGAGACAGAGGGAAGUACCCUGCAGCGCUCCAAAACCUUUGUCAGCUUGCUCUUUAAAAGUGGACGCAGAAGGGAAAGGUCAUCGUCUAGAGACCGGAAGGACACAGGAAGAGAGGACGGACACAAAGGAAGAUCCAAAUCCCCAAAACAUUUAGAUAACGAACCGGGUAAAGAGCGGGGUCGACCCAUUAUUAACCUAUUGAGUUCUCCCAGAGAGACUCGUGCUGGUUUGAGGGAGCAAAGCCCGAUGCCUAGCCCGGAGACCAUGGCUUUGUUGGAGGACGUGGCACGCAAGCUGCUCAAUGAGGACGAAGUGGCUGCUGUCAUGAGACACUGUAAAAGGUUUCUGGUCGAUCGUGUGGUUGAGGAUCUAGUGCGCCCCCUGCUGGCCAUCUUGGACAAGCCUGAGAAGCUUCUGUUGCUGAGGGAGGUCAGAAUGAUCAUUCCUGCCACAGAUCUGGGCCGUUUUGACAGUAUGGUCUUGCCCUUUGAGCUUGAAGCCUAUGACAUACUAAAAAGCCGGUCUGUGAGGUCUCCUGUCCUUCGUUCUCCUCGACAUGGAGGAACACCCCGUCGCCAUCUAAUAACACCCAUCCCAGAUUACAGGGGUGGAUUUCACCUUCAGCCGGUGCAGGAUCUGGAGAGGGAACGACAACUCAUUGAAGAUUUGGAACGAAUGCGUUUGGCAGGUUUACCGACUGGACGACUUCCUCCUCCUCGAGCUUUCACCCCUCUUUUGGAUGUACCAGUAGACACCUACAUCACAGACUCGCUCCGUAAUCGCUCUUUGAGUCCUGCUCGGUCCGGCUUUUCACACUCAGAGUCCCCUUACAGCACAGAACGCACUGGACGUUCCCCCCUGAGAAGGGACAAUGGUUUCCCCCAUGACUCUUUCUCCAGCAGGGGUGAUUCUGUCCCAGAACGAGGAAGGUCUCCCUAUAGGAAUGGACAUAGAAUGAAAACAGACAAAUCUCUGAAUGGUAAAGAGGUAAAGUAUACUGUAAUGAGUGCACACCGCCGGAGCAGGACACCAUUGUCCCAGGUGUUUGCGCCCAGCCCAGAACAGCACUGGAAAGAACCAGUGAAUGGACACUCGGACAGCCAAGACAGAACAGAACAGGACUACGUACUAACCACGGUAACCAUCUCAAAGACUAAACAGUCCCUGGGUAUAAGCAUCUCAGGUGGGAUUGAGUCAAAGGUGCAGCCAAUGGUGAAGAUAGAGAAGAUCUUUCCAGGAGGAGCAGCUUCAACCAGUGAUGUCCUGAAGGCUGGAUUCGAGCUGGUGUCGGUAGAUGGAGAGUCUCUUCAAGGUGUCACACAUCAGCACGCGGUGGAUGCCAUUCGGAGGGCUUUCAGCAACAAGGCCAAAGACCCAAUGGAGUUCAUCGUCAAAGUUCCCAAAAGACUAACUUGAAAGCAGCUUUGAAACAAAGGUGUUUGAGCUUAAGGCCCUGAUUUACUCACAGCGAAGUUCGCUUGGAGGUAAAAAGAAAAAGCACCUGGCAUUGACAUAUCGGUCGUGAACAUGCUUUCUUCGUCCUUGCAUUUACACAAUAUUGAAUAUUUAAACAUGCACUGCACAUCACAAUUACUAAAUAAACAUAUGAUGAAAAUCGUGGUGGUGAGAAAACUGCAGCAAAUAAAGCAUCUGGUGAUAGCAAUGUUGGUAUGUUUGCACAAGCAGUUCAGUACAUUUAUUCAUAGAGUAGCCUACUUGAAUACAAUUGAAUUCUUUACAGAAGGCAGCUUUGCGGUAUUAAACAUGGGAAAACAGUGUCAGUGUUGCUUUCAGUUAGAAUUAUAUUAAUUUUUUAUUCCCAUCUGACUACAAUAAAUUGGGAAUACAAAUGAACUAGACCUGCUACUACACCCCAGAUCUUACAUAAUCACUGCUGAUGUUAGUUUACCAUUGUUUUAUUAUCCCAAACCUAGUAUUAAAAUGUGUUUUUUAGAUACAAUUUACAAAAUAUUUACUAAAACUGUAAAUUUUAUUUAAAUCUGAAAUCUAGAUUGCAAAAAAUAUUGACAGAUUUCGAGUUUUACGAUGAAAAAGAAACAAAAGCUACUGCUGUGUAUGUCCAAUUAUGCAACCUCAUAUACUCAUUUCUCAGGCCCUGUACCAAAUAACACACUCCAGACUUGUGGACUACCUCAUAGUCUGCACUUUUGAUGACAUCAUUAGUGCAGCACUUAGGCCCCGUUUACACUAAUACAUUCUUGUUUAAAAACACAUAAGUUUUGCUACAGUUACGCCAUCUGUCCAAACUACGCUGGAGUUUUCGAGCGCCGAAAACGGAGCGUUUUGGAAAUGCUGUGGAGGCCAGGAAAACGGAGACAUCUGAAAAUGGAGGCGGACUUGCAGAUAUUCGCCUUUCUGUUUGGGGCUUUUUCCUCAUUAUUAAGCAGCCCACACACAGUUCAGUCUUGCAUCCUCUCCUUGUAAGUUCAGACUUCGCAAGUUGAAAAACAAACUGCAGAGGACAGGUCGAGUAAAUCUUCAAAGGGAACAGUACUGUAUAACGUCAUUCUCAUCACCCUGGCUACGUUGUUUCACUUUUCUUAACA